This is a messenger RNA of Phaethon lepturus (White-tailed tropicbird), 1792 nucleotides long. RefSeq names its product protein transport protein Sec61 subunit alpha isoform 1. Gene Ontology annotation, cellular component: Sec61 translocon complex; membrane. Gene Ontology annotation, biological process: SRP-dependent cotranslational protein targeting to membrane, translocation; post-translational protein targeting to membrane, translocation. Gene Ontology annotation, molecular function: signal sequence receptor activity; ribosome binding; transmembrane protein transporter activity. The transcript is spliced from 11 exons. The annotation marks the transcript as partial. The record is from RefSeq and is a predicted model, not a curated record. Lineage: Eukaryota; Metazoa; Chordata; Aves; Phaethontiformes; Phaethontidae.
CUUUUCCCAAUGUUCUUUCUAUCUGUGUCUUUUAACACUUUGUCUUUUAACUAAUUUCCAUACAGUAAAAUUUCUUGAAGUAAUCAAGCCCUUCUGUGUUAUCUUGCCUGAAAUUCAAAAGCCAGAACGGAAGAUUCAGUUUAAGGAAAAGGUACUAUGGACAGCUAUCACACUCUUCAUUUUCUUAGUAUGCUGCCAGAUUCCCUUGUUUGGUAUCAUGUCAUCAGACUCAGCAGAUCCAUUCUACUGGAUGAGAGUGAUUUUGGCAUCAAAUAGAGGUACGUUGAUGGAGCUGGGCAUUUCACCUAUUGUCACUUCCGGGCUCAUCAUGCAGCUCUUGGCAGGUGCUAAGAUAAUUGAAGUUGGUGACACCCCAAAGGACAGAGCUCUCUUCAACGGAGCACAGAAAUUGUUUGGAAUGAUCAUUACCAUCGGGCAGUCUAUUGUCUAUGUAAUGACUGGAAUGUAUGGAGACCCAUCUGAGAUGGGUGCUGGCAUCUGUUUGCUUAUCACAAUUCAGCUUUUUGUUGCUGGAUUGAUAGUUCUGCUCUUGGAUGAGCUCCUACAGAAAGGAUACGGUCUCGGUUCUGGCAUCUCUCUCUUCAUUGCUACCAAUAUCUGUGAGACUAUUGUGUGGAAAGCAUUCAGCCCCACCACGGUGAACACAGGACGAGGCAUGGAAUUUGAGGGAGCCAUCAUUGCUCUGUUCCAUCUUCUGGCUACUCGCACAGACAAAGUCAGAGCUCUUCGUGAGGCCUUUUACCGUCAGAAUCUACCCAACCUUAUGAAUCUGAUUGCCACCAUCUUUGUCUUUGCUAUUGUAAUUUAUUUCCAGGGCUUCAGAGUGGAUCUUCCUAUCAAAUCUGCUCGCUACCGUGGCCAGUACAACACCUACCCUAUCAAGCUGUUCUAUACUUCCAAUAUUCCCAUUAUUCUUCAGUCUGCGCUGGUGUCAAACUUGUACGUCAUCUCCCAGAUGCUUUCUGCUCGCUUCAGUGGCAACUUGCUGGUUAGCCUGCUGGGCACUUGGUCUGACACGUCAUCUGGAGGCCCUGCUCGUGCUUAUCCAGUUGGUGGACUUUGUUAUUAUUUGUCACCUCCAGAGUCCUUUUCUUCAGUGUUGGAAGACCCUGUACAUGCAGUAGUUUAUAUUGUAUUUAUGUUGGGCUCUUGUGCGUUCUUCUCCAAGACGUGGAUUGAAGUCUCUGGCUCCUCUGCCAAAGAUGUUGCCAAACAAUUGAAAGAACAACAAAUGGUAAUGCGAGGCCACAGAGAAACUUCAAUGGUACAUGAACUAAACAGGUACAUCCCUACCGCUGCUGCAUUUGGUGGUCUCUGUAUUGGUGCCCUCUCUGUGUUGGCAGAUUUCCUUGGGGCAAUUGGGUCUGGAACUGGAAUUCUGCUUGCUGUCACUAUCAUUUAUCAGUACUUCGAAAUUUUUGUAAAGGAACAGAGUGAAGUUGGCAGUAUGGGAGCUCUUCUUUUCUAAACCUAGCUUCUCAUGGACCCAGGAAAGAGGGGAGGAACAUUCUCAAAAUAUAGCCAGGCAGGUGAAAAGAAGUAACAUAAACUUGAUAAUGUCAUUCUAUAGGAACACAUAUUUUAAUAAUGUUUCCAAAGCGCAUUCCCUUAUGUUCAAACUUUUCUAGCAUACUGUUUGCAUUUUAUAAAUUGAUGAGGAAAAAUGUGCAAAAAAAUUUUUUUUAAGAAAAUUGUUUUGUAAUUAUGUUUUAGGAGAAUCAGCUUUCUGAAUUGGAUUUAGUUCAAUGACUUGAAAUUUUUUUGAGCCCCU